This is a messenger RNA of Beauveria bassiana ARSEF 2860, 1038 nucleotides long. RefSeq lists its product as uncharacterized. The record is from RefSeq and is a predicted model, not a curated record. The coding region runs from base 1 to 1038 and encodes 345 amino acids. Lineage: Eukaryota; Fungi; Ascomycota; Sordariomycetes; Hypocreales; Cordycipitaceae. The transcript has a single exon.
AUGCUCCUCGUGUAUGGCAGGCCUCUUCUAGAUGACUCCAUAAAUGAAUCAGCCAAGCCAUUUAUCACACCAGAUUUCUUCCUGCCUCAUGUCAACUCCAGAUGGUGGGGGUGGACUCACUAUGCAGUGGCCAUUCCUGGCCUCCCGGAGCCAUACCGCUACUUGAAUAUCAUGACGUUUAUUGGGCAUGCAGGAAUUCUAUUCAUGGAUAACGACCAUCUUUGCGCCCCCGACGCACGUAAUACGGCGACCGUGCUGGCCACGACAGCUUAUGGGGAAGCUCAUCACUAUGAAGCGUAUGACACGUCAACUUCCUGCUCAUUUGAGGAAGACGGAUCGCGUUUGGCUUGGGGCGAUGACUUGGCCAUUACCAACAAUUUUCCUAUUAUUACAAUCACUGGUAGAUUCUCUCACAUGGAAAUUGACCUCCAGAUAGUAGUCUCGGAGCAAGCAUCAUGGUUUUCACGAGUACCAAUAUACGAUCAUGUGUGCGUGCUUUCCAGCUACCGGGGUACCAUCAGAGACAGGAGGGGCACUACGCAAAUCUCAGGAAUCGGUAGCUUUGAAUACGCACGUGCUAUAUCGCCACAAGUACUGCAGAGCACGCCGAUACCUCCUCAUCUCAAGAUCCCCGCAGACUUCUUCACUUAUCAAAUUGUUCAUCUUGACGAAGACACCCAGCUAUCCCUCGAUUGUGUCACUGCAAGAGGCACAAUUGCAAGCAAGUCAGCCCAUCUCGCCGGCCGCCAAGGUCAUGUCCGGGUGUAUACAGAUGUGGAUUUUGAAGUUUUUGAGUACAAAAAGAGCAGGGUCACUGACCCACGGGGCCGAACGAUGCGAGUACCGGAGCGUCUGCGCUGGAAGGUGCGUGAUGCGGGCGUAGAGAUCAUUAGUAUCAUUGCCUGCGUUGAUACGCCAUUGCGCUUCGGGCUUUGUCGUGGGUAUGUUGGGGGCUAUUCAUUCACUGGCGAGUGGCUUGGCGAGGCUGUCAAAGGAAGUGGCUAUCUGGAAUGGGUAGAUGUAUCCGACUCAGAUUGA